Molecule: messenger RNA, 4803 nt
Organism: Acanthosepion pharaonis
Lineage: Eukaryota; Metazoa; Mollusca; Cephalopoda; Sepiida; Sepiidae
Source: the annotation of a GenBank genome assembly
AUGCUUUUUCUCUGCUUUCUAACCAAACGUGAUACACUGGUCGUCAACGUAAAAUGGUAUUACCGACCUUCAGAGGUGCCCUACAAUGUCUAUCAAUAUUUGAUGCAGGAUAGGCAUACUGAAAACAAAUCUGAUCUAGCAAUAAAAGAUCCUUUGAUCAGUUCACGUGAAUUAUUCAUCUCUGAUGUAUGUGACACAUAUCAAGUUGCAACAUUAAGGGGCAGAUGUAAAGUACAACAUUUCAAAGAUAUUGUAUCUGCAAGAGAGUUCAAACCUGCCCAGGAUUCUUUCUUUUACAUCUUGGGGUAUAACCCUGAAAGCAAGAGGCUGGCGACAACUCAGGGAGAAAUUCGGGUUGGCACGAGCCACCAGGCUCGGCUUCCUGAAUGUAAGUGUGAUGUGUCUCCCUCAGACAUGCCGGAGAAAAGCGAGCACAUGGAAGAGCUGCGUUGGCGACCACAGUGUGUCAUCGACGGGGAACUCAUGAUGUAUCUGAGAGCUGCCAGGAGUGUGGCAGCUUUCGCUGGAAUGUGCGAUGCUGGCUCUACAGAUGACGGCUGUCAGGCUGCAUCAAUGGAUGAGACAACCAUAAAUGCCAUGGACACGCUUCAUUUCUACCAUUAUGACACUGGGAAGGCACUGCAAGCUCUUGUCAAGUGCCCAGUACCUCGUGGAAUUGAGAAGAAAUGGACAGAUGAUGAAACGAAACGUUUUAUCAAAGGUUUACGCCAGUAUGGUAAAAAUUUCUUCAAGAUCCGAAAAGAACUGCUUCCACAUAGAGAAACGGGUGAACUGGUGGAGUAUUACUAUUUUUGGAAGAAAACUCCAGCAGGUAUUACGGCUCGGCCACAUCGGCGCAAUCGUAGACAAAGUGGUUUAAAGAGACAAACAACUCGAUCACAGCGCCCACCAUCCAGCGAGUUUUAUCUGAGUUCUGCAAGUGAAAUUUCUGACAAUGACUCUGAGGACAGUGAAGGACGCGACUUGAGUGGUUACUCAUGUAGGCAUUGCUUCACUACUACGUCUAAGGACUGGCACCAUGCAGGCAAGGAUAAAGCCCUCCUAUGCACGGAAUGCCGCUUGUUCUUCAAGAAGUAUGGGGAAGACAGGCCGGUAGUGGACAGUCCUCGGGAUCCCCCACCGUUUCUCUUUAAGCCAGUCCAAGAGGACGAAGCAAUCAACGGCAAACACAACAUGCGAACUAGGCGUAGCAGAGAAUCUGCUGGUAAAAGCAAAAAGAAGGAUCGUCAAAGUACGAGUAGUCCUGAUAAUAUAGAUAGUCCUCUCAACAGCUCCUCCAGCUCACAAAAAAUCACUGGUCGAAAGUCACCUAGCACAGUGAGCACCUGUAGUAACAGCAGCACUGAUCGUGACAAGAAAGCAACCACAACCACUGCUACUAGACUUAGGAAGGGCACUUCUGAUAGUCCAGUCAAGAGUCGGAAGAGACAGCAUCAUUUAGAAGCAGACAAAUUUUCCAAGAAAAAGAAGUCUCAGGAUCCGUCAGAUUCAGAAUCUGUGUCUGAUAGCAGCAGUAUAUCUGGAAAUGAAGAGAACGGCAAUGAAGGAGAUAUUGAAAAUAAUCAGGAUGAUUUGAGUUCCAAUUCACCACCAAGUACUCCAAGUCCGGCAGAUACUUUGGUGUGCAAACCUCAACUAGCAUCUCAGCUAGCGGCAACACUUCCAGCUCCUCCAUCUUCUGAUAGCCCCCGGGGGGAUGCCCAGACAGUGCCUACUGAGUGCCCAAUUCCUCCACCACCAACAGUGGCAACACCCCCAUCUUCAAUCACACAACAAGCCCCGUCACCUUCACAACAGCCUCCCCCACUACCGCCACCACCACCCCAGCAACAACAGCCAUCAUCACCUCUGCAAUCCCAGACGCAGUUACCCCAACAGCCACAACCACCUGUGCCCCCAGUUUCAGCAGUACAAAGUACACAUCCUGCACCAGCCUUGCAGGAAGAAGAGGAGUUUACUUCUCAGAGAAAACCAGCAUUGUCAGAGCAACCUCUGGUGGAAAUUAAACAGGAGCCAAGGGACAUUGUUGAAAACACUCCACCUCCUCCACCACCCCCAUGGCCUCAUUUGUCACAGCAUCACCAUCUUCCACCAUCAAGUGGAAGUUCAGGCCACAUGCCUAGUGCCCUUCAGCACCCAACUCUUCAUUCCCAUUCUCUGCCGCCACCUCCCUUGCAAAUCAAGCAAGAGGUGCACUCUCCUGUGCCCGGACCAGAACCGCCAACACAGCGAUGGGAAUAUUCACACAUGGACCGUUACCCGUUUCCUCAUCCAUUGCAGCAUCAACCGCCUCUUUCAUCACAAGGGCCUCCAUCAUCAGGCCACAUGGCACACUCAUCACCACAUUCACAACAGACUGCAGCUUCUGUGCACUCGACACAACAACAACAGCAGCAGCAACAACAACAACAACAACAGCAGCAACACUCACAACAGAAUCAGCAGCAACAACAACCACCACCACCACCACCUCCACCAUCAUCUCUACCACCCCCACCUCCUCCUCAUCACAUGCCAGUGCACCAAUCUUUGCAUCAACAGUCAUCCCUGUCGAUGCAGAUGCCCCCAUCACAAUUGUCACAAGGGCCCAAUCAGCCACCACCACCUCCACAGCAUCCUCCACACCACUCAUCAUCUCGUCACCAUCAAUCAACUCCUCCUCCACUGCCUCCUCCUCCUUCUCAUCAUCACCAGCACUCCUCUCAGGGUCCACCACAAGGCCCACCACCUCCUCCGCACCACCCACACUCUUUGGGCCCACAUUCACAGUCACAUCAUCCAGCAUUGUCCCAAAAGCAUCAUCAGUCUUUACCUCCCCAUUCAGCACCUCCACCCUUGCAGCAGUGCAUGCCACCUCUUUCUCAGACUCAUUCUUCAACUACUGCUGGCAGUGUGGAAAUUAAAAAAGAACCUGAGGAAUACCAGCUCAAGCCAACUCCUCCAUCUCCCAAAGCAACAGCUCAAGGAUUGGCCCCUGAGUUGACCAAUAAAUGUUUGGACAGUAAGGAUUUGGUUACCUCUGUACCACUUCCACCUCCUCCACCUCCACCUCCGCUGCCUCAUUCUCACCCUUUGGGGACUGAGACCCCUAAGGACUCUCAAUAUGAAAGGGAUUCAGAUAGCAAUGAUGAUGAGUGCCAGAGGCCACCUAGUCCAGAACCAGAUCCUACACCAUGCAAUAAAGAAUUCCAUAAAAGCAAAAAUGCGAUAUUUAUUAAACUGUUGAAUCGAGGAAUUAAUUCCUGUUCCCGCUGUGAUCUAGUUUUUAAACCCCAACCACAUUCUGAACUUGCAAAGAAACGGGAAGAAAGGGAGAAGAAAGUUUUACAAACGUCUGCUGCUGUUAAAGAAGAAAAAAUUCAGCCGCAAAAACGAAUUGAUACGCCAGUCAAGUCAAGCUCAUCUGAGGCACAAGUUACCAGUACUCUAUCAUCUCAGCAUGGUCCUUAUGGCAAUGAAAGGAUGACUCCGCGUCCAUAUCCAAGCCAUGACACUCCAGCAUUGAGACAGCUCAGCGAAUAUGCUCGACCACAUACGUUAGGUCAAGAUUUUGCAAGAUCUGGACCAUACGGAUUAUCUGCCCUGCCUCCACAUAUGGAUCCAAUGCUACAUUAUAGAUUAGCAUCAGUAUAUCCAAGUGGGUCUCGAGAAAGUGUGGAAGCAAGGUUAUAUGCCUCAAGGCUGGAGCUUGAAUUGGAGCGAGACAAACGGGAGCGAGAUGCUCGAGAAAGAGAGCUACGGGAGAGAGAAUUACGUGAAAUGGAAAUGAGGGAGAAAUUCAAAGCUGAGCUAGAGAUGAAACCACCCGGUACUCCUGGUUCAAAAAUACGCGGAAACACUUUGGAUGCCCCUCAUUGGCUCGACAUGAGACGUUUUAGUUACCCUCCCACUGCAACUGCUGGUCCACUAGUCCAGCAGUCUGCAGGUAACAGCUCUAGUAGCAAUGCACCACAUAUACCUGGGGUAUAUCCACCCAGUAGUUUAGCCAAUGACCUUUUGGCGAGAGAAAGAGAACGUUUGGAACGGUUAGGUUUUCCGACUGGUAUCUCUCAUUUGCUGGGUGAGCAGGGCUAUGUGACAGCAGCAGCAGCCAUGGACCGGAUGUCUGCCGAGCGGCUGCAAGCCGAGCGACUUGCCCUCAGUACAGAUCCAAUGGUUCGCUUACAGAUGGCCAGCCUUUCAGCCUCAGCAGCCACAUCGGCAGCAUCCACCCAUGCUCAUACCCACACUCAUGCCCAUGCUCACACUCAUCUGCACGUCCAUCAGCAGGACCCCUUAGCAACGCCAGUCCAUCCAUAUGCAGCUGCUAACUCUGCAUCGCAGCACUUGUUCCAAGCAAUCUGCCAAGAUAUUCUUCAUAGCGAUCACAUGACAGGACGAAUGAUUUAUGAAAUAUACUCUCAACGACUCACAAAUGAGCAACACAUCUACUUGCAAAGAGUAACUAACGAGUGUUACCUACGUUCAAAGCAUGAUAGAAGUUUGGUAGAUCCCUCACAUUUGGUGUAUCAAUUUUCUCGAGCUGAUCCGAUGUCUGGAGUAACUCCAGGUUCAACAAAUCCUAGUGGUCACCAUUUAACAGGAUUGCCACAUUCGUAUCCCUCCCACCCUCUAUUGGCUAAUCGAGAUCGGGAGUAUCUCCACCCUGAUUUGAUCAGGGCAUAUGGUGAUCAAGCCUUAGCACAUCAGAUCUCGGCACAGGCAGCUCACCAAGAAGCUAUGCAACGUCAGUUAGCCAUGGAACGUGAACGAUAUGGAGCAGCUGGCCACCUGCCUCAUUAA